UGGCAAUGGUCUCGGCGCGUCUUCAUCGCGGAGUCGGACAUUAAAAGUAGAUGAUUUCCGAGCUCUGCCUGAGCUUCUUUAAGACGGUUUGCCGUUCACCUUGGAUGUUGCCAUAGGGAAAGCGGUAGUCUUAUUGAGAACCUGUAUAGAAUCAAUCUUAUGGGUCUUAUUUCUCACCCAAGGACCCGGUAUUUCUGCCAAAGCAACCAAAGAACAAUUCAUUUCACCAGUACCAGAUCACCAACAAACUCGUCAUGACCUCUAUAUUCGAACUGCCUGAUGAUCUCCUCGCGUCGCUAAUCACGAGCUUCCCUUGUCGUGAGGCUCAGAUCAAUGCCUUAGCAACCCUCAUCCACCCUCGAAUAGCGCCGUGUCGCAACUUGGUCGUCCACGGCACCGAGGCCACAGGCAAGAGCAGUAUCGUUAGCGACCUACUUCAGACGCUCCGCGACGCCUCGUCCUCCGAUUUGAACUAUGCCAUUGUCAAAUCUGCAGAAUGUGUCACAGCUCGCCACUUCUUCGAAAGGACCGUCGGUCUCGUAGGGGACGCGCUACGGAAUGAGUCCGCCCCUGCACGCUGCGAGACGCUCGCCGCCUUGACGGCCGAGCUGACCAAGACGCUGAAAUACACCGAACAAGAUCCUCGCUCCAGAUUUGUGCUCGUAUUCGAUGGUAUUGACCGCCAGCGUGAUGCGCCGCCUACAUUACUCCCUGCUCUAGCAAGGCUAUCUGAAAUCAUCCCAAACCUAACCACGAUAUUCAUAAUAACAACACCAUCACCAUCUCUCAUGCGAAUAUGCUCGCCACCACACAUCCACUUCCCACCGUACACGAAAGCGCAAUACAUCGCGAUCCUCUCCCGCACGCCGCCCGCCUCCCUCCCAAACACGACCCAGCAAGAAACAACAGAGCUAUGGACGCGCUUCACAGCCGCCGUCCACGACUCCCUGGCCCGUCCCGCAGCGCGCACCCUCCCGCGCCUCCGACAAUGCUGCGCCACGCUCUGGCCGCGCUUCACGGCGCCCGUGGCAUCAGGCACGCACAAAGCGCGGGAAUUCAGCAAACUCCUCAUCGCCGCGCGCGCAUACUUCCAGGACGAAAGUAUUCUCGAGCCAGGGAUCCAGCGUGCGCGCAGAGACGCUCCUUUAGCGGAGAAGAAGAAAAGCAGCAGCGGCAGCGGCACGGAUCUCUCGACGCUCUUGCCGCCUACGGCGCGCCAUCUCCUUAUCGCGGCGUACCUCGCCUCGCACAAUGCGCCGCGCCACGACAACGCACUCUUCAGCACGUGGCAUGCGGGCGGGAAGAAGAGGCGGCGCGGCGGCGUAGCGGGAUCGUCCACGCCGAAUGGGACCGGACGUGGACGUAGGGCGAAACAUCGCCGUAUCGCGCGCAAGUUACUUGGUCCCGGCGUCUUCGUGCUCGAGCGCAUGGUCGCUAUCUACGUUGCCACGAGACAGGAGUGGAUUCCCGGGGCUGAGGAUGGGAAAGGAGGUGUGGAUGGCGAUGUGGGCAUGGCGAUUGCGACGCUGGCUAGUUUGAGACUACUUGUGCGUGUGGGAGGGGGUGCCGCGGGCGCGGCGGCGGGAGCUGGGGGCGGUGCUGAUUUAGAUCGUGGUGGCAAAUGGAGGGUUAAUGUUGGGUGGGAGAUCAUUCGGAGUGUAGGGAGGAGUAUGGGGGUCGAGGUUGAGGAGUGGUUGGUUGAGUAAGGGGUAGAGCCAUAGCUGAGUGAGGUAAACUUGCUUGUGGCGUGAUAUUGGCCUGCUCAGAUCGAGUAUCAAUGAAGAUAUUUGGUCACAUAUGUCACGAAGAGUUCAUUGGUGUGGUCUUGGUAAGGACAUUUAUUCCACGGAUGAUCUUCAAAGAUUGAUAGCAUGACUACUUUGUGUUAUUCUAGCUCGCUUAGCAUAUGCUUAACGGAAUCGAGAGAGUCCAGUUAAAUAAAAGAAACAACGACUAAUAAUUUUCGCGCAACAGUCCGCCAUAUUCGUAUUUUGUGAUAUUAUCCUUCCAAGAAACUACACAUUCUGCGAAACAGGAGACUCGAGAGCCAAGAC
Molecule: messenger RNA, 2054 nt
Organism: Xylaria bambusicola
Lineage: Eukaryota; Fungi; Ascomycota; Sordariomycetes; Xylariales; Xylariaceae
Product: origin recognition complex subunit 5 C-terminus-domain-containing protein
Exons: 2
Coding region: 255-1706 (483 amino acids)
Biological process (GO): DNA replication initiation; DNA replication
Cellular component (GO): nuclear origin of replication recognition complex; nucleus
Molecular function (GO): DNA replication origin binding
Source: RefSeq, a predicted model, not a curated record